AUGUCAAACAACAACCAGGUCAUCUACACCAACAGUUGGGCUCUAUAUUUAAGUGGCACUUCUGAACAAAUCAACAAGAUUGCAAAGAAACAUGGUUUCCAUAUCUUGGGAAAGAUAUUUCCCGAUGGCAACUAUUACCAUAUGGAGCAACGAGGGGUGGCAAAACAAUCAUUGCAGGCACACUAUUUGCAUAAUCUUCGACUGAAAAUGGACCCUAAGGUGCUUUGGUUUGCACAGCAAUCUGGAAGGAGUAGAAAUAGAAGACACUCUUUCACAGCACCCACUGAUCCAUUUUUCAAUCAGCAGUGGUAUCUGGUACAUAGUGAGGCCUUUAAUCAGAAUGUGGUGGCUGCCUGGGCUCGAGGCUACACAGGCAAAGGGGUAGUGGUGUCCAUUUUAGACGAUGGCCUAGAGACAAGCCACCCAGACCUUGCUGAAAAUUAUGAUCCACUGGCUAGCUAUGACAUGAAUGAUAAUGACCCCAACCCAGAGACUCAAUACUCUCUGACCAGACCAAAGAGGCAUGGAACACGGUGUGCUGGGGUGGUGGCAGCAGUGGCAAAUAAUGGGGUGUGUGGGGUUGGAGUGGCAUAUCAGGCCAAGAUCGGAGGAGUUCGGAUGUUGGAUGGACAAGUGACUGACCUGAUAGAAGCCAUGUCCUUAAACUUGAAUCAGAAGCACAUUGACAUCUACAGCUCAAGCUGGGGACCUGAAGAUUUGGGGAGGAAUUUGGAGGGGCCAAACACAUUAGCUAAAGAAGCCUUUAUCAGAGGCAUAAGCAAUGGCCGAGGUGGCUUGGGUUCCAUUUACGUCUGGGCUUCAGGCAAUGGGGGCGCCAGCUUUGACAACUGCAACUGCGAUGGCUACACCAACAGCAUUUACACAUUGUCUGUUGGUAGUACCACCGAGAAGGGAACUCUGCCCUUCUACAGUGAACCCUGCUCGGCCAUUCUAACAACUACCUACAGUGGUGUAAGCUUUCAACACCACAGAAUUAUCACCACUGACCUGCAUCAGUCCUGCACCUCUGACCAUACUGGGACCUCUGCCUCUGCCCCUCUGGCUGCUGGGAUUAUUGCACUGGCUCUGGAGGCAAACCCAAGACUUACCUGGCGUGAUGUGCAACACCUUGUGGUGCGAGCAUCAAGACUGGCAGAUCUUCGAACGCAUGAUUGGAGGACCAAUGGUGUUGGUAGACCUGUCAGCCAUUACUAUGGAUAUGGGCUCCUGGAUGCAGGCAGACUGGUGGACUUGGCCAGUAAAUGGAAAACAGUCAAACCUCAAAAGAAGUGCACCAUUGACCUCAUUACCAGAUCCUUUGAAUUCCGCAUGAAACUAACAUUGAGGUGGAAUGUGACAGCUUGUCAUAGCACCAGGAAUUGGAUUCGGUCUCUGGAGCACAUCCAGGCACGUCUCACACUGACCUAUAGCAGACGUGGAGAUCUCUCCAUCACCCUCAUUAGCCCGAAGAAGACAAUCUCCAAUUUACUCACAACCAGGCCCUACGAUAAAACGUCUGCAGGGUUCUCAGACUGGGCCUUCAUGAGUACACACUGCUGGGAUGAGGAUCCCUCUGGAUAUUGGGUUCUACGGAUAGAAAACAACGGAGAUUCAACCAACAGAGGAUUCCUGUUGAAAUUUCAACUGGAGUUGCAUGGGACAGCUGAACACAUGAUAGGCCGUCGCAUGGAGAGGGCAGUGGUACAGCAGUGUGCAGUGAGGAACUCUGAUGGCGGCUGUGAAGAGUGCAUAUACCCACUGUACGUAUUUGAGAACAUCUGCCUGAUGUCCUGUCCACCUCACUACUACGUAUCAAAUGGAAACAGCACCCGCUCCUAUCAGAGGUGCUUACCCUGCCAUCGCAACUGCCACACUUGUUUCGGCAAACAGGACACAAACUGUCUGGACUGCCCUCCGUAUUCCACCUUGGAUUCUCGUCGCAGUACCUGUAGUCCCCCCGUCUACCCCUGGGACCACAAAGGUAAAGUAACAAAUGGCAUGGAUCGGACGGCAGCAGUUCUGGGUAUUCUGAUGGGAGGGCCGCUGGUGAUUUUGUUUGUCAUGUGGGCGAUUGCAUGGAUGGUGAGCAGGUCGUUUCUACCACGUGGUGCUGCCAGGAACCAGGUGGACAUCAGCACCAGUCAUAGCAGUGAUGAGUCCAGGGAUGUGGAGAUGGUGGUAUUCAGUAUUACAGAAAGACAGGCAGAGAACAGCGAGAGUACAUCUACAUUCACCAACAUUCCCAAUACUUCAAGAGAAACAUGA
This is a messenger RNA of Salvelinus namaycush (lake trout), 2265 nucleotides long. RefSeq names its product proprotein convertase subtilisin/kexin type 4-like. Gene Ontology annotation, molecular function: serine-type endopeptidase activity. Gene Ontology annotation, biological process: peptide hormone processing. Lineage: Eukaryota; Metazoa; Chordata; Actinopteri; Salmoniformes; Salmonidae. The record is from RefSeq and is a predicted model, not a curated record. The transcript has 16 exons. Gene Ontology annotation, cellular component: trans-Golgi network; Golgi membrane. Bases 1 to 2265 code for a protein of 754 amino acids.